CAGGACCCUCAUUUAGUUCCGCGCCUUUGUCAGGAGUGCGGAAUAUUGCAACUGAACCUUGCAUAAUCGCCUCAUGAUUGCCUAAUCAGCUACGAACAAAGAGAGGACAAAUCAUCCGGAAAAGACCAGGAUGAUGGAGUUUAGAUUAAAACUGGGUUGGUAAUACAUUGGACGUCCAGGUGAUAACGGAUGAUGCUAUAAAGAUGGGUCUGUCGCCAUCCGAUUGCGGAACGGCUCUUGUACACUUAUCGGAUAUACACUCGGAUAGCGGAUUUUCUCCCCUUUUAAAACAUCAACACCGACCAAACUACGAGGAAAGUAAGGAAUAUCGUUCGGUAACGCAAUUGGCUUCGACUGAAGCUUGAACCUCGUGGUGAUAUUGUUUGGAACUAAGUCUAUUUCUUGCAUCCCUCCACAUUUCAUUUUCAUCCGGACAACCAACCCCCUCAAUGACGGAUCAGUUCGCAUUCUCGUACCCCUCACCCCUUGCGGGGUAUGAGGAUCUGGAACCACUUCCUAUGGAAAAGACAGAAGACGGGAAAUCACUAAGAAACCCGCAACAUGGGAUUCUGAGCAAAGCAUAUGAAGAAUUCCCCGACCCCCUCAGCAAAGACCGUCGCGGGGGGUUUGACAUCCACAUCUACCACUUCCAGACCAAUCCCGACCAAGUCGCCUUUGCGAGAGCGCUAUGGGAAAGAAUCAGACGUGAAUUUCCCGAGCUACGCAUCUACGAUUUCUUCGACAGACCUAUCGGGCCUCAUCCUAUAGCCAUGUUCGAGGUCAACCUUUUCACACCCGCACAAUUUGGCGCUUUCGUGCCUUGGCUCGUGAUUAACCGGGGGCCAUUGAGUGCGUUGAUCCAUCCGAACACGGCGCAUACCGAAGAGGAGCGAAACCAUACCCAGCGCGCUACAUGGCUGGGCGACAAGAUACCGCUUGAUUUACGGUUGUUCAAGCUCAUGAAGGAAGCGCAGAAGAAGAAGGAAUUGGAGGCUGAGCAGGCGGCAAGGAAUAAUUAGUUACCACACUACCUAACUUUACGAGCAUGAUUGUUUUGAGAAUGCGAAUAGUAUUUAUUGAAAGAACUGC
Aspergillus heteromorphus CBS 117.55 is the source of this 1089-nucleotide messenger RNA. RefSeq lists its product as uncharacterized. The transcript has 4 exons. Bases 450 to 1019 code for a protein of 189 amino acids. The record is from RefSeq and is a predicted model, not a curated record. Lineage: Eukaryota; Fungi; Ascomycota; Eurotiomycetes; Eurotiales; Aspergillaceae.